This is a messenger RNA of Chaetomium fimeti, 869 nucleotides long. RefSeq lists its product as uncharacterized. Bases 1 to 792 code for a protein of 263 amino acids. Lineage: Eukaryota; Fungi; Ascomycota; Sordariomycetes; Sordariales; Chaetomiaceae. The transcript is spliced from 3 exons. The record is from RefSeq and is a predicted model, not a curated record.
AUGUCCGAACAAAUAAUUGAACAGCUCCAGCGUGAGCUGAGGGAAGUUCAAGAGCGGGCUCGGCUCGAUGCGGAACAGUCAAGGCUCAAGGAAGAACAACUUCAGAAUCAGCUACACGAGGCCGAGAAACGCCUGCCUGCUGGGCCUCAAGAAAGGCGGGAUCUCGACGCCAACUGGCCCAAUGUAUCCUCGCAUCGGACCGCCGAGGGCGGCAGCCGCCACGCCAUCACUGCCGACGAGUUCACCGGGUUGGUUAACGAACAGUUUCGCCAGGGCCAACUGGCGCCGUACGGUUACACCUUCGUCGCCAAAGGGACGAUCCCGGCCUACUACGACCGCCUGAAACACGAGAGUCUCGUCUACGCACGCCUCGAGAGGCUCCAGGGCGAGGUAAUGCAAGUGCACCUAGGCAUCACAGACCUGUCCUGGGGCAGUGGCUUUGUCAUACCCGGUGGGACGUACUUGGGAUACAGGAUGAUGAUGUCUUGGGGCGGAGAGGCGGCUACCUAUCAGGUGGUGCCGAAUCUGACUGCCGAGAGAAACCGCUGGAUAGAGACGGUGUGGAAUGAAGGCGUCUCUCACCACCCUAAAUUUCUCUGGAACGAGGAAGUACGGCGUGUCAUGGCCAUCAACUUUGACCGGCCUGCUCUCCGCCCGCCACCCAAGCACAAGCAACUAUCAGCCUUGUCUCGUCGCGACCAGAAGAGGAAGCGGCGCAGGGGACCCGACUCGGACAACCAGAACCAAAAAAGGGUGUCAAUCGGCGGCAGUGGCCUACGACUUGUAGAGUAAACCUAGGUAGAUAAAAACAUUAUCACUUCCCGACUUCCGCCACCUUCUGCCGCAUCACCGUCCCACUCCCCAAACCC